This is a messenger RNA of Cucurbitaria berberidis CBS 394.84, 1583 nucleotides long. RefSeq lists its product as uncharacterized. The transcript is spliced from 3 exons. Gene Ontology annotation, molecular function: zinc ion binding; hydrolase activity. The record is from RefSeq and is a predicted model, not a curated record. The coding region runs from base 90 to 1211 and encodes 373 amino acids. Lineage: Eukaryota; Fungi; Ascomycota; Dothideomycetes; Pleosporales; Cucurbitariaceae.
AGCAACACCAGCUCCCGCUCUCUGUAUGUAUUCAUGUAUUCAGCGUCUUUCGUCAAGUCACACACUCUCACCAAAGCUACUUGGUCGUCAUGCUUAUCGGCGUGUGCGGAGGAAUAUGCGCCGGCAAGUCCUCGAUAGCCUCCUAUCUCGUUGAGGAGCACAACUUCACACGGAUACGUUUAGCACGAGCUGUUGCGACACCGGCAGUAGAGAAAUCAGCGUCCGACGCACAUGUCCCUUCUGCUGAGCCGGGCCCCACCGAGUCGCAACACACGUUUCCUGAUGUUGAUGCUUUACUCGACUUUGUCACACUGAGAUGGAGAGAGCGAUGGGUCACAACAGACAUAUGGGAUGACAAAGUAGUCGAUGCACUGCUGAGACGGCCAUUCUUCCUUCUCGUUAGCGUAGACGCGCCCGUGAGCGUACGAUGGCAGCGAUUUAAAGACCGCUGUGCUGCGAACCAACUCACUCCGCCUACGCUCGAGGACUUCGUUCUGCGCAACGACGCACACUUGUUCGCACCCGGCACUGGCCUUAGCGCCUUGUUCCAACGCGCACAGCUGAAGUUGUUGAACUCAUCCACAUCCAUCGCCUCGUUACGCGAUGCCAUACGCUCACUAGACCUCACCAACGAAGCGCGCCUGCGCCCGAGUUGGGACCAAUACUUUAUGCAGUUGGCAGAUUUGGCAGCGCACAGGAGCAAUUGCAUGAAGAGGAGGGUUGGCUGUUGCAUAGUCCGCGGAAAGCGUGUAAUCAGCACAGGCUACAACGGUACACCGCGAGGCAUGACCAAUUGCAACGAAGGUGGAUGCCCUCGCUGCAACAAUGCUGCAAAAGGCGGCGCCGGCCUCUCUACCUGUCUUUGUCUCCACGCCGAAGAAAACGCCCUCCUCGAAGCGGGCCGCGAUCGCAUCGGCGAGAAUGCCACCCUGUACUGCAACACCUGCCCAUGCCUGACCUGCAGUGUCAAAAUCGCUCAAGUUGGCAUAAGCGAAGUCGUCUACAACCAAGGCUAUAUGGUCGAUACCAAGACGGCGGAAAUUUUCGCUGAGAGCGGGGUGCGGUUACGACAGUUUUCCCCACCGACAGGGGGAUUGGUCGACCUCUCGCUCGGUGUAGCUUUAGGGACGAGUGACAAGAGCAAAGUUGACGAUGUGCGCGCAGUAUUUGAGGACGACAAGUUCGUGCGGCCACUGAGAUACUGGAGAUAGAUUGUAUCAGAACACAUUAUGUCGGCAAUUAAAGAAAGCUACACACGACGUCCACAAGACCACCGAAUUCGAGCCCGAAGAACCGACCAUUAUACUGCAUUUCUCCAAGUUUACAUCUGAGUUCCUCUCUCCGUUUGGAUUAAAUCCUGUAGCCCUCCCAACGCCAUCUACCCUACUACCUCCCCACUAACCCUAACCCUCUUCUCCCCCUUCCUCUUCUUCAACGCCCCCUUCCCAAAGUAUCUCAAAAACCCCAACUUGGCCGUCCACCCACCUACCCCCAACCCCGUCCUUAUUCUCUGCCCUUUACUAAAGUCAUUCUCCGGCCAAACCUCCUUCCUCCCCAGCUGCUUAUCCAACACGCCCGUCGGC